AUGUUCACAUCCAAGUCCAGUUCUGCCAAGCCCAAGCUGGCCCAAGCUUCAUCUGUACGGGCAGCCGCGACGCUGGGAGCUGCCUUCGCGUGUGGGUUCAACAUCACCGACAAGGCUUCUGGCUUUUAUCUGAUCUUACGCCUUCCCACCCGACUAUCCAAAAGCCCGACGAAAGUCGCCCUCCAACACACCUACCGUCACCACUUCAAGCUCAUCACAAUGGAGGUUCUACUAGGAAUCACCGGCAAGGACUUCACCCUGAUCGCCGCCUCCAAAGCCGCCAUGCGUGGCGCCACCAUCCUCAAGGCAUCCGACGACAAGACCCGAGUACUCAACACACAUACCUUGAUGGCUUUCUCUGGAGAGGCUGGUGACACUGUUCAAUUCGCCGAGUACAUUCAGGCAAACGUACAAUUAUACUCCAUGCGCAACAACAUGGAGCUGUCCCCCGCCGCGACAGCCAACUUUGUCCGAGGAGAACUGGCGUCAGCGCUGAGGUCAAGAAAACCCUACACGGUCAACUUGCUGCUAGGAGGAUAUGACACGAUUGCCGACAAGCCGACUCUGUACUGGAUCGACUACUUGGCGAGUCUAGCGCCGCUGCCAUACGCUGCACAUGGAUAUGCACAAUACUACUGCCUCUCUCUGCUCGACAAGCACCACCAUCCCGACAUCGACUAUGAGCAAGGCAUGAAGAUCUUGCGGAUGUGCACCGAGGAGCUCAAGCGACGUCUUCCGAUCGACUUCAAGGGCGUACUGGUUAAGGUCAUAACGAAGGAUGGCAUCAAGGAUGUGGAAUAUGAGGACGAUGUGAAGGUUGCGAUUCCAUAG
Molecule: messenger RNA, 831 nt
Organism: Alternaria atra
Lineage: Eukaryota; Fungi; Ascomycota; Dothideomycetes; Pleosporales; Pleosporaceae
Exons: 5
Coding region: 1-831 (276 amino acids)
Biological process (GO): proteasomal protein catabolic process
Cellular component (GO): nucleus; cytosol; proteasome core complex, beta-subunit complex
Molecular function (GO): peptidase activity
Source: RefSeq, a predicted model, not a curated record